Molecule: messenger RNA, 1431 nt
Organism: Thlaspi arvense
Lineage: Eukaryota; Viridiplantae; Streptophyta; Magnoliopsida; Brassicales; Brassicaceae
Source: the annotation of a GenBank genome assembly
AUAAAAGAGAGAAUACUAAUGGCUUGCGAAGUUUGCAAAGAGCGUUCUUUGCAGGAGACCCCAACAUGGGUGGUAGCACUAGUCUGCCUUGUGAUUCUUGUCAUAUCUAUCUCCAUCGAGCAUCUCAUUCACUACAUUGGAUCGUGGCUGAAAAAACUACAAAAGCAAUCACUUUACGAUGCCCUUGAAAAAAUCAAAGCAGAGCUUAUGCUGUUAGGUUUUAUAUCCCUUCUCCUAACUAUUGCGCAAGAGUACAUUUCUGACUUAUGUAUCCCCAAGAAGGUGGGCUACUCUUGGCUUCCCUGCGGUCCACACGAUAAAAAUUGGAAAAAAACGUUCUACGAAGGCACGUGUAAAAAGGGUAAAGUCCAGUUUGCGACUGCAUACGCUAUCCACCAACUCCAUGUGUUCAUCUUUGUGCUGGCCCUCUUUCAUGUCAUCUAUUGUGUUACAACGUUGGCCUUGGGGACGCUCAAGAUGAGAACGUGGAGGGCCUGGGAGGACGAGGCAAAGACGACUGAGUACCAGGACAGUCACGAUCCGCAGAGGAUAAGGUACGCAAAGGACAUGUCGUUUGUUCGAAGGCAUUUGAACUGCGGGAGUGACUCCACGGUUUCACUUUGGAUAGUAUCUUUCUUCCGACAAUUCUUCAAUUCCGUCACUAAAGUUGAUUACCAGGCACUGAGAGAAGGCUUUAUCACCUAUUAUUUCUUCUCGCCAACAACCAUGGUAGUUACUCCCCUCAGACAAUCACAAGUGCUCCUUGUGGUGGGUACAAAGCUACAAGUGAUCAUAACAAGGAUGGCUUUGAGGAUUAAGGACAGGGGGCAUGUGGGUCUGGGAAAACCGUUGGUUGGAGUUGGGGAUGACCUCUUCUGGUUCAACCGCCCUCGUCUUCUUCUCUUUCUCAUCCACUUUGUUCUUUUCACGAAUGCCUUUCAAAUAGCCUUCUUUAUGUUUACUUUGUAUAAAUUUAAGCCCUCCAAUUGCUUCCAUAAGCGCCUCACCAUCCGGCUUUCCACGGGCGUCGUCGUACAGGUUUUAUGCAGCUAUGUGACGCUCCCACUCUAUGCCUUGGUCACUCAGAUGGGAUCUACCAUGAGGCCAAUAGUGUUCGGCGAUACAGUCGCCUCGGCCAUCAAAAGCUGGCACCACUCUGCCAGGAAGAAAACGAGACACGGCAGCCAUCAACCCACCCCUUUCUGCAGUCGGUCCCCCACUCCCCUCGGCGGCACCUCCCCCGUCCACAUUCUCCAAGGCUUUGGCGGCGGUGCUGAUGAUGCCAACCACCUCGACCCCGAAUGGGCCCAAUCGUCACGGCAACAGAACACGGACAACGAUCAAGAAGAACUUGAAAUAACAGAAGAAGGACCAAUAAGCUCCGCACAGCUUACUCCGCCACCAGCCGCUGCCACCGGCGAUCAUCAAUAA